GGGGCGGUGCUUGUGGCGGCGUGAGGGGUCUGGCUGCCUUGUCAGCCUGGUGUGGUCGGGUGCAUGUGGGCGCUCCGCUCACUGUUGCGUCCCCUUGGCCUGCGCACCAUGUCGCAGGGUUCGGCUCGUCGGCCGCGGCCAUCCAAAGACCCACUGCGACACCUGCGUACGCGGGAGAAGCGCGGCCCGGGUCCCGGGGGCCCGAACACCGUGUACCUGCAGGUGGUGGCGGCGGGCGGCCGGGACGCGGGGGCUGCUCUCUAUGUCUUCUCGGAAUACAACAGGUACCUUUUUAACUGCGGAGAAGGCGUCCAACGACUUAUGCAGGAACACAAGUGAGUCAACUCCUGGCUUCUGGGGUGGAGAUGAUUAUGGGCUUGAAAGCUGAGACUGAAAGUCGCUCGCUUGGACAACAUCUUUCUGACUCGGAUGCAUUGGUCAAAUGUUGGGGGGUUGUGUGGAAUGAUUUUAACUUUAAAGGAAACCGGGCUUCCCAAAUGUGUUCUGUCUGGACCACCACAGCUGGAGAAAUAUCUAGAAGCAAUCAAAAUAUUUUCUGGUCCAUUGAAAGGAAUAGAACUGGCCGUGCGGCCUCACUCUGCACCAGAAUACAAGGAUGAGACCAUGACUGUUUACCAGGUCCCUAUCCACAGUGAACGGAGGUGUGGAAAGCAACAGCCAUCCCAGAGCCCCAGAACAUCUCCCAACAGGCUCAGUCCCAAACAGUCAUCGGACUCUGGAUCAGCUGAAAAUGGGCAGUGCCCUCCAGAGGACAGCAGUGCAGGUGCCAACAGGAAAGCAUGGGGCAGGGACCCCUCCUUAGUGGUAGCUUUUGUCUGCAAGCUUCACUUGAGGAAAGGAAACUUCUUGGUGCUUAAAGCAAAGGAGCUGGGCCUUCCUGUUGGGACGGCCGCCAUUGCACCCAUCAUUGCUGCUGUCAAGGACGGGAAGAGUAUCACUUACGAAGGAAGAGAGAUUGCUGCUGAAGAGCUUUGUACACCCCCAGAUCCUGGUCUUGUAUUCAUUGUGGUAGAGUGUCCUGAUGAAGGAUUCAUCCUGCCCAUCUGUGAGAACGACACCUUUAAAAGGUACCAGGCAGAGGCUGAUGCACCUGUGGCGCUGGUGGUCCACAUAGCCCCAGAAUCUGUACUCAUCGACAGCAGAUACCAGCAGUGGAUGGAGAGGUUCGGGCCUGACACACAGCACCUGAUUCUGAAUGAGAAUUGCCCCUCGGUCCACAACCUGCGCAGCCACAAGAUUCAGACCCAGCUCAGCCUCAUCCACCCUGACAUCUUCCCCCAGCUUACCAGCUUCUAUAGUAAGGAGGAAGGGUCCACCCUCAGCGUGCCAACAGUUCGGGGUGAAUGCCUCCUCAAGUAUCAGCUCCGCCCCAAGAGAGAGUGGCAGAGGGAUACCACACUCGACUGCAAUACUGAUGAAUUCAUAGCUGAGGCCUUGGAGCUCCCCAGUUUCCAGGAGAGUGUGGAGGAGUAUCGGAAGAACGUGCAGGAAAACCCAGCCCCAGCAGAGAAAAGAAGCCAGUAUCCUGAAAUUGUCUUCCUGGGUACGGGGUCUGCCAUCCCAAUGAAGAUCCGAAAUGUCAGUUCCACACUCGUCAACCUAAGCCCUGACAAGUCAGUGCUCCUGGAUUGUGGAGAAGGCACUUUUGGGCAGUUGUGCCGUCAUUACGGACAGCAAAUAGACCGAGUCUUAUGCAGCCUCACGGCUGUGUUUGUGUCCCACCUGCACGCCGACCACCACACGGGCUUGCUGAAUAUCUUGCUGCAGAGAGAGCAUGCGUUGGCAUCUCUGGGGAAACCCUUCCAGCCCUUGCUUGUGGUGGCUCCUACCCAGCUCAGGGCCUGGCUGCAGCAGUAUCACAACCACUGCCAGGAGAUUCUGCACCACGUCAGUAUGAUUCCUGCCAAAUGCCUUCAGAAAGGGGCAGAGGUCUCCAAUACUACAUUGGAAAGGCUGAUAAGCUUGCUGUUGGAAACAUGUGACUUAGAAGAAUUUCAGACCUGCCUGGUACGGCACUGCAAGCAUGCUUUUGGCUGUGCACUGGUACAUUCAUCUGGCUGGAAAGUCGUCUACUCGGGGGAUACCAUGCCCUGUGAGGCUCUGGUCCAGAUGGGGAAAGAUGCCACCCUCCUGAUACAUGAAGCCACUCUGGAGGAUGGCUUGGAAGAGGAAGCAGUAGAGAAGACACACAGCACCACCUCCCAGGCUAUUAAUGUGGGGAUGCGGAUGAAUGCGGAGUUCAUCAUGCUGAACCACUUCAGUCAGCGGUACGCCAAGAUCCCCCUUUUCAGCCCUGACUUCAACGAGAAAGUUGGCAUCGCCUUUGACCACAUGAAGGUCUGCUUUGGAGACUUCCCGACAGUGCCCAAGCUGAUUCCCCCACUGAAGGCCCUGUUUGCAGGUGACAUUGAAGAGAUGGUGGAACGCAGGGAGAAGAGGGAGCUACGGCUGGUGCGAGCAGCCCUCCUGACCCAGCAGGCAGACAGCCCAGAGGACAGAGAACCCCAACAGAAGCGGGCCCACACAGAUGAACCACACAGCCCACAGAGCAAGAAGGUCAGAGCCCAGUGAAGUCUAAGCCAUCCUGGACUGUAGGCUGUUCUCUGCCCUGUGUGGAAGCCACAUCUGUCACCUUGGUGGGAGCCAGCGCACACAACUAGCCAGGAGGCAGUAUGGAGUCAGCCUGCAGUACUCCAUGGUCAUGGCUGGGAGCUCCCAUCUGCCAGGGGCCUCCGACUCCUGGAGGCGAACACAGUCGAAGACAGCAAGCCGGUCUUUAAAGAAGUUAUGGAAAUUGAGGUGUCUGCCCCUUACUCACUAGCACAGGGGUUUUCUCUGCAUGCCAGAGUCAAGCCAUGUUACAAGUGACAUUGGGUGUAUAUGUCCCAGGCUCCAAGCAUAGUAUUUGCAAGGACUCAGACUCAAUAAAGCUCAAGUUUGGAAUCCUGCUUCAGUGUGGGGUCUUCUGUGGGCUGGGUUACCCAGUGAGGCCGCAUCUCCCGUGCCUGUGAGCCUGUUGUGCUCUUGGUCCAUGAUGAGUGACAAUCACUAUGAAAGUAUGAAGAAAUGUCACCUUGGGCUAGAUGCCUGUUGGAACCUGAAAGCAGGUUAGUGACUGAAACUUGGAAGGAUGUUCAAAGUCGACUCUAACAUGUGCGUGUUCUCCCCACCCAGGAGAGCGUGGCAAACACUUUAGGAGCGCGAGUGUGACACGGCGAGGACUUGGCCUGCCUUCCCUGGCGAGGACUUGGCCUGCCUUCCCUGGCGAGGACUUGGCCUGCCUUCCCUGGCCUGGCGGCGCUCUGCUCACUUCCUCAUGAGGCAGCACAGGAUGUUGUGACUGCCCCGCAGCCUUCACCGAAACAAGACCAUGUGCCAAGCUCAGGGUUAAUAAAUCUAUUUUAAUAACAUUA
This is a messenger RNA of Mus musculus (house mouse), 3434 nucleotides long. It is a transcript of the gene Elac2, whose product is annotated as elaC ribonuclease Z 2. Gene Ontology annotation, biological process: mitochondrial tRNA 3'-end processing; tRNA 3'-end processing; tRNA processing. Gene Ontology annotation, cellular component: nucleoplasm; mitochondrion; nucleus. NCBI's taxonomy places the organism in Eukaryota, Metazoa, Chordata, Mammalia, Rodentia, Muridae. The record is from RefSeq and is a predicted model, not a curated record. The coding region runs from base 430 to 2592 and encodes 720 amino acids. The transcript is spliced from 24 exons. Gene Ontology annotation, molecular function: 3'-tRNA processing endoribonuclease activity.